This is a messenger RNA of Melanotaenia boesemani (Boeseman's rainbowfish), 4996 nucleotides long. RefSeq names its product Rho GTPase activating protein 4b (gene arhgap4b). Gene Ontology annotation, biological process: negative regulation of cell migration; signal transduction. The transcript is spliced from 24 exons. The coding region runs from base 529 to 3342 and encodes 937 amino acids. The record is from RefSeq and is a predicted model, not a curated record. Gene Ontology annotation, molecular function: protein binding. Gene Ontology annotation, cellular component: cytoplasm. Lineage: Eukaryota; Metazoa; Chordata; Actinopteri; Atheriniformes; Melanotaeniidae.
UUGGCAUAUUUUGCAGGAAGGGGGGAGGGCUGUUUUCAUGUGUGUGUGUGUCCCUGAGAAAUGAGAGAAACGGAGGAGGGAGGAGAGUACUGAGCUGAGAGAAAUCUGUCAGAUUCAAACACACUGCUCUGUGUGAGCGUGUGUGUGUGUGUAUGUGUGUGUGUGUGUGUGAUAGAGAGAACGAGGGAUGAGGAAAGAAGCAGAGAGCAGAGGAACAGAUAGAAAGAGACAGAGGAGGACCACAAAGUGAGGCCAGUUUACCUAUGGCUCAGCGUUCAGAUCAGGAGCUCUUUGGAUUCCAUGGAAUAAUCGACCCAACCGACAUUACCACAGGAAGCAGUCAAACAACCCUGAUGCCGAUGUGCCUCACACAGCCAUAGAUUACCAAGGCGCAGAGGUCAGGGGUGAAGGGUCACGGAUUACAAGAGCUGAGGUUGAGAGGUUUGAGAAAGGGGGGACGGCGAGGCAGCAGGAAUCAGGCAUCGCGAGGGAAGGUCUCAGUGACAAACGAGGGUCAAGGGAUUAAAAAUGAUGACAUCACAUGGAAAGCUGAGAAAGGAGAAGGGGAGUCUGGCCGAGUAUGAAUCGCAGAUGAAAGACCUGCGGGCCCAGCUGACAGACCAGAUAAAGAUUUUAGACUCUCAGGUGGAGGUGAAACAGCAGCAGCUGUCAGACCUGUCUGAGUUUCUCCGGCGUCGUGGUGACAUUGAGAUCGAAUAUGCUCGUGCACUCGACAAACUAACCGAGAGGUUCACUCACAAGACUAAAAAGAAGGAGCAGUGGGGUCAGUCUGUGUGUCAGGUCUGGUCUGUCUUGCUGACUCAGACCCGCCUAGAGAGCCGAGAACAUGCAGCACUGGGGGACACCUGCUUCAACACACUCACACAGAGGCUGACACACAGUACGGAGGACACGCAUCGUCUGCAUAAAAGGAGCAAAGAAGUUGGAAUCCAGAUGCAGGAUGAGCUGCUAAAAGUCACCACUGAACUGCAGACAGCUCUGAAGACAUAUAACCAGUACCACACAGACUGCCUGAUAGCUGAGGGGAAACUAAAGGAAGCUGAACGGUUGGAGGAGAGACACACUGGCAAGUCAGCUGACCUUGGCCCAGGCCAGUUGGGAGGGCAGAGGCGAAGCUCUGUCAAGAAGAUGGAGCGUUUGAUGGAGAAGAGGCAUGGCAGAGUGCAGGAGACUCAGCUGAAGUGUACCAAGGCUCGCAAUGACUACCUGCUGAAUCUAGCAGCAGCAAAUGCAGCCAUGAACAAGUACUACCUGCAAGAUGUCAGCACACUUAUUGAUUGCUGUGACCUUGGUUUCCAUUUGUCCUUGGAGAGAGUGAUGAAGUGUUACCUGGCCAGUAGGUGGCGCAUUCAGAAGACAGAAGAGACGGGCCUUAAGCAGCUGGAAGCUGCUGUGACAUCCCUGGAUCAGAGUGGAGACAGGGAUGCGUUGUUACAGCAACACGAUGCUGCUUUCUGCCUUCCAUUCAGAUUCAAUUACCACCCACAUGAAGGAGACCAGGUGUGUGAGGUGAGUGCGGAGAGCCAGGUGAGGUAUGAACUGGAAACCAGGUUCCAGCAGCUUCAAUCUCGACUGGCAGCUGUUACCUUGGAAACAGAGGAGGUCAGUAAAACGCUUAAAGCCACACUUGCAGCCCUCCUGGACACAAUGUGUGACAGCGAGUAUAACUCCUCGCUGGACGUGUCCAGCAGCCUAUCACAUGAGCCCCCUGGAGGAAGUACAGUCCAAAAACUUACCCUUGCCAAGCGUCGAGCCAAUCAGCAGGAGACAGAGACCUACUAUCUUACAAAAGUGAAGGAGUUUCUCACCAGCAGCUCUCUGGCCUCCAAGCUGCAAGCCAAACAUGAUCUUUUACAAGAUGCCAUACAGAAAGCUGAGGCCGUCGACAGUGACCCUUCCAGAAUGCAAUGUGCUCGGUCAGUCCGUGUUCGGAAGUCCAGACCUGUUUCCCAAUUCUGCCACACACUCUUCACCACAGACAUACUCUCCUACAUACAGAGCUCUGGACAGCAGAUUCCUGUGGUGGUUGAAAGCUGCAUCCGCUUCAUAAACCUCCACGGCCUCCACCAUGAAGGAAUUUUCAGAGUUCCUGGCUCACAGCGGGAAGUAAAUCUCAUCAGAGAUGCAUUUGAAAGAGGAGAAGAUCCUCUGUCAGACAGUGAGUGUGACCUGGACUCUGUGGCCGGUGUACUGAAGCUGUACUUCAGGGGUCUUGAGCCUCCUCUUUUCCCUUAUGACAGCUACUCUAAGCUGCUGGAGUGUGUCCAAAUUGAGGAGGAGACAGAGAAAGCUGCCCAGAUUAAAGCAGUUGUUUCCACCUUCCCACGGCCUCUCCUCAUCGUGAUGCGUUACCUCUUUGCUUUCCUCAAUCAUGUGUCUCAGUACAGUGACGAGAACAUGAUGCAGCCCUACAACCUGGCCGUUUGCUUCGGUCCGAGCCUCCUGAGGGGGAUGGAUUCUGAUGAUGCUGUUGCUAGGCAACCACAGGUUAACGACCUUGUCAAAACCAUGAUCCUCCAACAUGACAUCAUCUUCCCCAGCCAAUCAGAGCUGCCAGGCCCUGUUUACGAGAAGCACAUGACUCUGGAGCAGGAGUACUGUGAACCAAUCACAGAGGAGGGAGAUGGAGAGACCGAGCAUCUCCCCAGUGAGGAUGAGUGGGAGGCAGUGGCAAUGUUCGACUACGUGGCCAGAUCUCCAGCAGAGCUUUCCUUCAAGCAAGGAGAGCCUCUCAUUCUUCACAGCAAAGCCUCCUGUGACUGGUGGAGAGGAGAAGUGGGAGGGGUUAAAGGUCUCAUCCCUCACAAGUACAUCAGCGUGCUGGAGGGGCCUGAACGAGGGAAAAGAGAUGAAGGAGGAGGAGGGGGCAGCACUGGAAACCUAACAGCAGAAGAUCCGCAUAUGGAGAACACAACUCGGAUGCGGGUGAACAGUGAUAGUGCUUCGUUGCCGGGGAGACAGAGAGGAAGUGAGGGCAGCCCAAGCCGAAAGCCACAAACUUCCCCUGCCACACGACAUCUACCAGUGUCUCAGGAGCGAAGACACACUUUGGACACAGUAAGACAGGGCAGCAGACUUACAGACAAACCUCCAUUUAUUCAGACUGAAAGAACACAAAUUGAUAAGGAGGUGAUCAGCCGUCAGAUGAACUCUGUGUUCAAGGAGCUCUUGUCUCGCCAGCCUCCAGUGCAAUCGUCCACCCUCACCACCCCUGCUGCCCCUGCUCCGUCGUCCUCUUCCCCUCUUCCUCAAGCUGCCCCCUCUGCCAAAAAAGGAGGAUUUGGUCUCAGAGGACGAGCUAUUUUCAGACCAGUGGACUAAAAUGAAGAGAGGACAACAGGGGAAUUUUUGAUUCAUUGUUUGAUGAUGAUAAUUAUUAAGCGGAUGCCAAUGAGGCAUUUGGUGAAGAUCUUGAUAUAUUUUUUUGACAUUGACACGUGUAUAAUAAUUGCGUUUGCCAUUUCAUAGUGCCACUAGUCUCAGUGACGUGUAACUGUACGUCAAGUGUGUCUGUUUUCCAGCUGGGUUUGGUCUGUUUUAUGUUCUGAUCUCUUUUGUUCUUCAGGCCUUUACAACUUUUGACGAGUCAGGGCUGUGACUUCACAAGUGAGAUCACCAGACUGUGGUUGACAUGGUACUAACUCUACAUCAACUCCAAAAUACUUAAGCUGCCCCCUAGUGGCAGGUCUGAGAUCAGCUCACCCCGAUGUUUACAUCAUUCUAAACAGAACACUGAUCUAGGGCCUGUGUCUAGGAGUGCCUUUACAUCUUUUUCUUCUAACAUUUAUUUGAUUUUAAAAGAUCAGUCAUGUUUCAACUCUGCAUUUUAUAUAAAAUGUGAACCAGGAAGAUAUCUAUGGACUCAAAAGUGUUCAGUAUUAAAGACAAAAUUAGUAUAUAUUUGUGUUUAAAACUAUGUCAAAUAUCUAAGUGAAUCAACUAUUUGUGAAAUAACUGGAAAGUUUUUAAAAAUCAGUUCAUUGUGGCACACAAUUACAUGUGUUUUCUCAUGGUCAAAAUAAAUAUCAGUUUUAUUUCAAGACAAAAACUUUUAUUUGAGUGAAUUCAUUUCAAAUGCCCAUUAUUUUAUGACAUUUUCCAGUAACAACAUGAUCUCAUGAUAAUUUUUAUAUUAUAAUUGUAAUUGUAUUAUAAUUAGUUAUAUAUUAAAUAAUUACAAUUAUUUAUAUUAUAAUGUAUAACAGUUUUUUUAUUUUUCUUUAAUUUUGUAUUUAAUUGCUGGUUUGUUGUAGUUUAAUUUGUUAUAGGGUUAGGGUUAGGCAUUAAAAACUCUGUGGUUAAGUUUUGGCACCAAAUCUUUCUGUGUAGAAACAUACAGUAACUUGACUUAAACUAAACACUAUUACAAAGUCAAUCACAAACAAAAUCAAAAGCUAUUCUAACUCAACUUGCAAUGAGUACAGUCCCCCAAGUAAAAGACAUUAAUGUGCAGCUGACCACAAGAAAAUUCUUAUGUAUGCUAGGCAUCAAUGGUCUUACAUCCCAUAUGAAUAGUGUGAAGUCUUGGGCUGGCAAAUUCAAUUCUAUGUCUGCUAAUACAACUUGCAAUGGAAACUGAGAAUAAUUUGCCUUUUCAAGUAGCUACGCAAUUGCCAACCAAUCAAAUCGUUUUAAUGAUAGCAUAUACGAUGUUGUGAUUGACUACAAUUUCAACCAAUGUUGAGUUUUAAAACAUGCAUUGUCAAUCCUACUUUACUUUUAAAAAUUGUGAUUUAAACAACAACAACAGACAAAUGGGCCAUUUGUUUCUUUAGCUGAAAAAUGAAUAGUUCUGGUUCACAUAUUUUAUUUUCUGCCAUGAGAUUGGGUUGUAAGAACAUCCCAUUCAUAUGGUAUUUAUACCUUCUUAAUUGGUCUUAAAGCUUAGAUUCAUGAAUAAUAUAACUGAGUUUUAAUGUUGUGAUUACAAGCCCAUGAUUUCCAUGAAUAAGUAGCAGCAUCCAUUUAUUUUUUU